CGAUUCGAUAACUCAUCUUUGGUUUACAGAUCAUGCCAUGAGACACCUGCAUUAUCAAUGGAGAUCAGAGCAUCCUACGAGGUCGAUCGAAUGCUUGGCAAUGGAGAAGUCAUCGGAAAACUUCAAACAUCGUGGGUUGGGCUACUCGAUCACGGGGAUGAGCCAUUUGAACUUCCUGUCCCUGUCUGUGGUGUCUACCCAUCGCUCACGCUGAAGGCCACUGUUGUACAUGCUUGCGGCAAUCAGGACGGCGCGCUAAUUGAUUCCCUGGUAGACUGCGAGAUUGCUCGAGAAACAGAUGCGGGCCAUGUACGAUUCGCCAGAUACAUGAGACGCAAGAGGGUCUCUCACUUGAACAAUGCUGUAGAGCGUUUUCAGCUGGUUCUUGGCCGUUGUCCGGUUGACCACCCUCACCACGCAGCGGCUCUCACCAACCUCGCGUGGGCCCGCCUUCAAGGCUAUAUUCAAAAUUAUCUUCAAGACAUUGAUACCACCACUUCCCUCUUCCGCAAAGCCCUUGCAUUGCGUCCGCAGGGCCACACAGAUCACGCACUAUCUAUCUAUAAUCUCAUUUUCGCAUUGAACCGACGCUACAGCAAGGAGCGCACCGCCGUCUCUAUUUACGAAUCUGAGCUACUGUGCUGCAAGCUACUGCCGCUCUGUCCAGAGGGCACCUACCUUCGUAGCAUCGGCGUAGGCAGUGUGGUUGAUUAUAUGGUCGACGAACUUAAAAGCGAUGAUAUUCCAGUUGAUGCAUCCAAUGAAGGCAUUCACCGUCAGCGAGUCGUACUCGAGUUCUGUCCUCUGGGCCAUGAAUACCGUCCCAAUGCCCUCGACAACCUUGCACAGGCAGUUGAGGCACGCUUUGACCAGCAUGGCAGCAUUGACGAUCUGGAAGAGAGCAUACAACUUGGUCGUGAAGCCGUUUCUCUGUGUCCCGAGGGACAUUCUUACUAUAGCACCUACCUGAAUAACUUGGCCAUCUCACUUGAAUCCCGUUUCGGUCAUACAGGCAAAUCUCAUGACCUCGACGAGGUCAUAUCCAUUAACGAAGAAGUGCUGCGCAUGCGCCCUGUUGGGCACAAAGUUCGUGAUUUCUCAUUGGGCAACCUAGGGGGCGCCCUCCGCACCCGUUUCAAAAAUCGCGGUGAUGUUGACGACAUCAACCGAGCUGUCAGUCUCUAUCGCGAGGCACUGAUCUUGCGCUCACCUGGGCAUCCACGUCAUUCCACCGCGCUAAACAACCUUGCCAGCGCGCUCCAAAACAGAUACGACACAUUGCCUGUCAUCGAAGAUCUUAACGAGGCCAUUGAUCUAUAUCACAAAUCCCUUCGGUCAAUGCGGCUUGAUCAUCGAGAGCGCCAUAGAGUUCUUUUCAAUUUGAGCUCGGCACUCUGCUCUCGUUUCAAGCGAACUCGGAAUAAUGCGGAUGUUGAGGAUGCUAUUCGACUCUGCCAAGAGUCAUUGGUCGCCCUGCCUUCACUGCACCCAGAUAGAUGUCACAGCUACUGGUCGCUGCAGGUGGCAUAUCUAGUGCAAUACCAAGUGCACCACAACCUCGCUGAUUUGUCACUCGCUGUGGAAAACUUCAGACUGGCAUCAACACACCCUACGCAGGGCUUUCCAGAACGCAUUAAAGCAGCCAAGCACUGGGUUGCUGCAGCAGAAGAGCACAGCCAUGCCUCUGGACUGGAGGCUUACUCAGUGUUUUUCGAGCUUCUGGAUGCUCAUUUGACAACACGGCCAUCGCCAGCUUCACGGCGCGAAGCUGCUGCUGCAUUUCAUGAUAUCUCAAGACUACCUGUAGAUGCAGCAUCAUGCGCCAUACGCCGUGACAACCUCCGACGCGCAGUCGAACUGGUGGAGCAUGGCCGUGGCCAACAGUGGUCGUUGGCCUCUCGCCUGAGGAGUCCGCUCGAAGACCUCCAGUCCACGAAUCCCAAGCUAGCUCACAAAUUCUCGGAGCUUAGCAGACACCUUUCGGACGCUCAGGGUUCUGCAACUAUUUUGGACAGAGCUGCAGCUGAAGCAGCAGAAAUAAAGUACAGGAGAAUAACCACACAAUGGGAGACUGUGGUAGCUGAGAUACGCAAUGUUCAAGGUUUCUCGCGGUUCCUGCUCCCACCUUUGUAUGAAGACUUGCAAGCGGCAGCGCGCCAUGGCCCAGUCAUCAUCCUCGUUGCAAGUAAAUGCUCAUGCAGCGCCAUCGUUGUCCCGACAUCUGGAGAGCCCCAUCACGUUCGCUUCCCGCGCGUCACUUUCGCAGAUCUGGAGAAGCUCAAGGACGACUUUGCUACGGCAAUCCGGCACGCGGCUCGUAUGCACCCAGCGGAACCAAGGAAGAAGCUGCGAGUGCGCUUGCGGAUAUUAUGGGACGAGAUCAUGCUACCCAUCGUUAACGUCCUCCAGCAUGACCUAGAAUUGCAGCAUCGGUCUCGAAUAUGGCUGUGUCCAACGGCAGCCUUUACGUCCAUCCCUCUCCAUGCAGCUAAUCCCUUCCGAACGAACGCAGAUCGCUCUGGAAGCGAGCCAUGCCUGGAGGAUCUCUACAUCUGCUCUUAUACACCUACACUUUCAGCUCUCAUUAGAGCUCGGCAGGCGAUGAAGACGCGUGUGACUCCGUCCUUCGCAGCGAUUGGACAAAGUGAACCAGGCGCAGGGCAAGGCGACGUGCUCCCGGCUGUCGACAGCGAGCUUGAGCUUGUCCAUACACUCAUCCCUCCCAACAUCAAGUUCACUAAUAUUUCAAAAGACGAAGCCACACAAGCAGGUGCGCUUAACGCUUUGCAGUGCAACACCUGGGUGCACCUCGCUUGUCACGGCAAGCAAGACCUUGAGCAGCCUUAUAACUCAUGUUUUGCCAUGAGAGACAAACCUGUUACGCUGCUCGACAUCAUGGAGAACAACUCUCCGCAAGCUGAAUUCGCAUUCUUGUCAGCGUGUCAUACCGCCGUCGGCGAUGAGGAGACACCCGACGAAGCCAUCCACCUCGCAGCUGGACUCCAGUUUUCGGGGUUCAAGAGUGUCGUUGGCACGCUGUGGGGUGUCAAUGACGCUCUCGCAAAACACGUUGUGGAAGCUUUCUACGAGAAGAUGUUCGAGGAUCUGGAGGACGGUGUCUUGGACUGUACGAAGGCAGCCUGGGCACUCAACCGUGCUACAAACGCCGUGAUGACGAAAGUGCCGCUCGAGCAGAGGAUGGUGUUUAUUCAUAUCGGUGUGUAGUUUUACUAUGUUGUGCUGCUUUCGUCUGGCACAGAUUUACGAGUCAUUAAUUCUCUACCCUCCUGGUCACGGUGUACAUGAAGUUAUUAUAAAUAUAUUAUUCUGAUAAUCUCGCGGUGCAGGCAUCUUGCUUUUGCAUAUACAUUCUCUCUCACAUUGUUGUCUACUUUACCAAAGUCAU
Molecule: messenger RNA, 3406 nt
Organism: Suillus clintonianus
Lineage: Eukaryota; Fungi; Basidiomycota; Agaricomycetes; Boletales; Suillaceae
Product: CHAT domain-containing protein
Exons: 3
Coding region: 58-3225 (1055 amino acids)
Molecular function (GO): protein binding
Source: RefSeq, a predicted model, not a curated record